Cladophialophora yegresii CBS 114405 is the source of this 426-nucleotide messenger RNA. RefSeq lists its product as uncharacterized. Bases 1 to 426 code for a protein of 141 amino acids. The record is from RefSeq and is a predicted model, not a curated record. The transcript has a single exon. NCBI's taxonomy places the organism in Eukaryota, Fungi, Ascomycota, Eurotiomycetes, Chaetothyriales, Herpotrichiellaceae.
AUGCCUCCCCCGCCACUGUCCCCUGGCCCCCAGUGGAGCGAGCCUCCCCAGUCCCUCUUCCCCAGCACUCACGAGUACUCAAACGCCACGACCACGCUCUACAUCACAGCCCUCACAAACCACCCAUCCCCACCCUACAACGCCCGCCUGGAAUGCUGGUCCCUCGCCACCCCAUUCACGACAUACCCGACCGUCGGCAGGGCUCUGUCCCUAGGCAACGUCGACAACGCGACAUAUGUGGUCCUCCCGCCCCGAAGCGCCGAGGGCUGGCACCGGCCUCCGCACCUGAUGUUCUUUGUGCUAUUGUCGGGGAUGGCUCAGGUGUUUGCGCCGAGGACGAACGCGAACAGCGUGAUGCCGCCUCGUAGCGAAGACAUGGUGCGAUCCCCGCGCCAGACCCAGCACCCUCGCGUCAGUGGGAUGUGA